This is a messenger RNA of Rhodofomes roseus, 3522 nucleotides long. Its product is annotated as P-loop containing nucleoside triphosphate hydrolase protein. NCBI's taxonomy places the organism in Eukaryota, Fungi, Basidiomycota, Agaricomycetes, Polyporales, Fomitopsidaceae. Bases 255 to 3449 code for a protein of 1064 amino acids. The record is from RefSeq and is a predicted model, not a curated record. Gene Ontology annotation, molecular function: ATP binding; translation elongation factor activity; ATP hydrolysis activity. The transcript is spliced from 4 exons.
GACCCCGCUUAGAGAGAGGGCAUGGUAUAUAAAGACGGGCUGAUCAGCUGCGAACUCUAUCCUCACUCUCCGGCUUCCUCUUUCUUUUGUCAUAUAGAAGGCUCCGGCCAAGCUAGAAUCAAGUGUUUCUCGUCCUUGACGGUCCUCUCGCGAUCCAUCGCAUUCUUCACGCACCACGAUCAAACUAUCGUUAGAGGUAAGCCUCGCGGUUCACAGCGCGCGUUCGCUGGCCAGGUCUGACGGUCCCAUCGGUCAUGCAGAUUAACGAAAUGCCCGCCGUUACCGCCAACGCUUCCCCCGCUACCCCCGCUGCCUCCCUCAAGGCUGCCGUCGCGCCUGCGGACGGACAGUUUGACGUCUCCGGUCUCUUCGUCUCCGACAAGGCGUCCCGCGAGUCUGCAGCCGCGACACUUGUUGCACUCGCCCAAAAGGAUGGCCCCACGGCCCUCCAGUCCGUCGGCUUCACCGACGCUGCUAUCAAGGCACUUACUGACAAGAAGUCCCCCGCGGCGCGCGAGGGCGCGGCAAACGCCGUCGCCGCCCUCGCGAAGUCCGACGCUGUGAAGGCCCUUGAGCCGCUCUUCAUCGACUCUGGUCUCUAUGCUGCUCUGCUCGAAAACUUCGCCGACAAGACGCCCGCUGCGCGCACGGCCGCCAUCGAGGCUGUUAAGGCGUACGUCGCGGGUAUGAACGCAUGGGGUACGGCCCUCGUGCUCCCUGCCCUUCUUCACGAGAUCAAGACGGCCGGCAAGUGGCAGAUCAAGACUGGCGCGCUCACGAUCCUCAACCAGCUCGUUGUCAGCGCCUCUCUCCAGACCGGCCGUCUCACCCCCGAGAUCGUCCCCAUCCUCGCUGAGGCGAUCUGGGACACCAAGGCUGACGUGAAGAAGGCUGCCAAGGAUUCGCUCGAGAAGACCACGGCCCUCGUUUCCAACAAGGACAUAGAACGCUUCAUUCCCGCACUAAUCAAGGCUCUGAUCAACCCCGUUGAGGAGGUUCCCAAGACCAUUAACCUCCUCUCGGCUACGACAUUCGUUUCGGAGGUUGACUCCGCUACGCUUUCACUCAUGGUCCCUCUGCUUUCACGUGGUCUUAAUGAAAAGCCUACUGCUACCAAGCGCAAGGUCGCUGUAAUCGUCGAUAACAUGGCCAAGCUCGUAGACUCCGCUGUGACAGUCCGUCCCUUCAUCCCGAAGCUGCUCCCCGGUCUCCUCAAGGUCGAGACGAGCAUCGGUGACCCUGAGGCCCGCAGUGUUGUUGGCCGUGCCAUCGCUACUCUUCGCCAGGUCGGUGAGAUCCCCGAUGACAACGACGGCUCCGAUCUCCCACCGUUGAAGACAGCCGACGAGAAGCAACUCGCUCACUCUCUCAUCGGCAUCUACAAGAAGGCCGGCGCUGCCGCCCCGUCCGCGGGUUCCAUCGAUGUCAUGUACGCUGCCAACCUCGCUGCCAACCUCGUCCACGCGAAGAACUUCGACAUUUCCGAGUGGCAGUCGCUUGCUCCUUACCUUGCAUUCGCCACCACAACGCCCGAGCCCAUCUCGGUCGUUAACGAGUGGGCCGUCAAGUCCGCGUCGCUGGAGGACGAGGACAACGAGGUCCCCGAGGACGAGGAGGAGGGUGAGGACUUGUGCAACUGCCAGUUCUCGCUCGCCUACGGUGCUAAGAUCCUACUCAACACCGCGACUCUCCGUCUCAAGCGUGGACAUCGCUACGGUCUCUGUGGUCGCAACGGUACCGGCAAGUCCACCCUCAUGCGUGCCAUCACCAACGGUCAAGUUGAGGGUUUCCCUUCGCCCGACGAGGUCCGCACUUUCUAUGUCGAGCACGACAUCGACGGCAGCGAGGCCGAUACUGCUGUCCUCGAUUUCAUCCUUGCCGACACGCGUAUCCAGGCUGGCAAGGAGGAGGUCAUCGAGACGCUCGCGUCCGUCGGCUUCAGCGACGAGAGGCAGGCGCAGGCCAUUGGUAGCCUGUCUGGUGGCUGGAAGAUGAAGCUCGCUCUCGCGCGUGCGAUGCUAUUCAAAGCUGACAUCCUGCUCCUGGAUGAGCCGACUAACCACUUGGAUGUCGUCAACGUCGCAUGGCUGGAGAACUACCUCAUCGGCCUCAAGACCUGCACGUCCAUCAUCGUUUCGCACGACUCCGGCUUCCUCAACAACACCAUUACCGAUGUCCUCCACAUUAACCGCUUCAAGGUCAGGAGGUACAGGGGCAACCUUGAGGCCUUCAUGAAGCAGGUUCCUGAGGCGCGCUCGUACUACACGCUCGAGGCAGCGGAGGACUACCAGUUCAAGCUCCCCGACCCGCCUCUGCUUGAGGGUGUCAAGACCAAGGAGAAGUCGCUCCUCAAGAUGCGCAAGGUCGGCUACCAGUACCCAACGCAGCCCGUGCAGCAGCUCUACGACAUCACUCUACAAGUCUCUCUCUCUUCCCGUGUCGCCGUCCUCGGUCCCAACGGUUCCGGCAAGUCGACGCUCGUCAAGUUGCUUAUCGGCGACCUGGAGCCAAACAAGGGCGGUGAGAUCUGGAAGCACCCGAACUUGGUCAUCGGUUACGUUGCGCAGCACGCGUUCCACCAUAUCGAUAACCACCUCGACAAGACCCCGCUCGAGUACAUGUUGUGGCGUUACCAGACCGGUGAGGACUUGGAGGAGAUGAUGAAGGCGAACCGUCAGAUCACCGAGGAGGAGCAGCUGAAGAUGAAGGAGGGCGGUGUCGUCGUCGUCGAGGGCCAGAAGCGCCUCAUCGACGAGAUCGUCGCGCGCAAGAAGCUGAAGCAGUCGUACGAGUACGAGAUCUCGUUCAAGGGCCUCUCCUCGUCGGAGAACAUCUGGAUGGCGCGUGACGAGCUUCUCAAGCGUGGCUUCGAGAAGAAGGUCCUCGAGGUCGACACUCGUGAGGCGCAGCGCCUCGGUAUGCUCCGUCCUCUCGUCCGUCGCGAGAUCGAGAAGCACUUCGCGGACUUCGGUCUCGAAGCCGAGUUCGUGUCGCACAACUCGAUGCGCGGUCUCUCUGGCGGUCAGAAGGUCAAGGUCGUGCUCGGUGCUGCGACGUGGCGCCGCCCGCACGUCAUGUGCCUGGACGAGCCGACGAACUACCUCGACCGUGAGUCGCUCGCUGCGCUCAUCAAGGCGCUCAAGGAGUUCGAGGGUGGUGUGCUCGUGAUCACGCACAACCGCGACUUCUCCGAGUCGAUCUGCAAGGAGGUGUGGGCCAUGCGCGACGGCCACCUUGAGGCCUCCGGCCACAACUGGGUUGAGGGCCAGGGCGCCGGGCCCCGUAUCGACAAGAAGGACGGUGAGGAAGAAAUCCAGUACGACGCGAUGGGCAACAAGAUCGAGAACAAGAAAGCGAAGAAGAUCACUUCGUCGGAGGCGCGGAAGCUCAAGAAGGAGCGCAUGGCGCGGAAAAAGAGGGGUGAGGAGAUCACCGACGACGAGCUGUAAUUUUGUUCGCACCUACGCUCACUGUUGUAUGUAUCUCCUGUCUCUAUCGCUGUGUGUUCUGUCCGGACGUCUU